CACAACUUCUCUAUCUAUUUAAAGUGUCAUUGCAAAACAAGUUAAUUAGCUCUCUUCCUUCCAAUUUCUCUUUAAUUUCUUCUUCUCAACACAUAAUUACCUUAAAAAAACAUCAUGGGAUCUCAUCAUAGCAUUCGAAUGAUUGUUGGAAUCUUUGGAAAUGGUGCUUCUUUGCUGCUUUAUUGUGUUCCCAUAUUGACAUUUUGGAGGGUUGUAAAGAAGAAGAGCACAGAGGAGUUUUCAUGUGUUCCAUACAUUGUGGCGCUGUUGAAUUGUCUUCUUUAUACUUGGUAUGCUUUACCAGUUGUGAGCAAUGGAUGGGAGAACUUCCCUGUUGUCACCAUUAAUGGCUUUGGUGUUCUUCUUGAGUUCUCUUUCAUUUUCAUCUACGUCUGGUUUUCCUCUCCAAAACGAAAGAAGAAGGUGGCUUUGAGAUUGGUGGGAGUUGUUAUAGUGUUCAGCUGUGUGGGGAUGAUCUCUACUUUUGCUUUGAAAAGUCACCAUCUUCGGAAGCUUUUUGUGGGAUGCAUUGGUCUUGUUGCUUCUGUUGCCAUGUAUGGCUCUCCAUUGGUAGCUAUGAAACAAGUAAUAAAAACAAAGAGUGUUGAGUUCAUGCCAUUUUAUUUGUCAUUCUUCUCCUUCUCUGCAAGCUCUUUGUGGUUAGCUUAUGGACUCCUCAGCCAUGACCUCUUCCUUGCAUCUCCAAAUCUAGUGGGAAGCCCAUUAGGGUUGCUACAGCUUGUGUUGUAUUGCAUCUAUAGGAAUAAGGGAAAAGAAGAAGAAGAAGAAGAAGGAUGUGUUAAAGAGGCUGUGGCCAAUUGGGACAUGGAAAAGAAUAAUGCAAAACAAAUUCCACACCAAAAUGGCUCUCAAGUUUAGUGAUCUCUCAAUCUAUCUCUCUUACAUAAAUGCUUCUUCUAGAAGCCAAAGGUCUUUCCGCUCUCUAGAAGCCGAAAAAUCCUUCUGGGUUUACACACUGAAUGUUUAUUUUUAAUUUCAAUAUAGUUUUGUUGAACUCAAUACGACGAGAGUGAAGAUUUGAACCUCAAGCCUUUUGAGUACAGAUAUGUCAAGUGACGCGAAGUACAAGAUUUUAUCCUAAUAUUACAUUACUAUAGCGAAGAUUCAUACUCUAUGAAUACUUAGAA
This is a messenger RNA of Cucurbita moschata (crookneck pumpkin), 1148 nucleotides long. Its product is annotated as bidirectional sugar transporter SWEET3b-like. The record is from RefSeq and is a predicted model, not a curated record. Bases 115 to 879 code for a protein of 254 amino acids. The transcript is spliced from 6 exons. Gene Ontology annotation, cellular component: membrane. Gene Ontology annotation, biological process: carbohydrate transport. Lineage: Eukaryota; Viridiplantae; Streptophyta; Magnoliopsida; Cucurbitales; Cucurbitaceae. Gene Ontology annotation, molecular function: sugar transmembrane transporter activity.